Molecule: messenger RNA, 2192 nt
Organism: Hyla sarda
Lineage: Eukaryota; Metazoa; Chordata; Amphibia; Anura; Hylidae
Product: extracellular calcium-sensing receptor-like
Exons: 3
Coding region: 125-1579 (484 amino acids)
Biological process (GO): G protein-coupled receptor signaling pathway
Cellular component (GO): membrane
Molecular function (GO): G protein-coupled receptor activity
Source: RefSeq, a predicted model, not a curated record
AGCUCCCCGGUGGUUUUGAUUUUUUUGAUGUUGUGAUUUAUAUCAUUUUAUUUAUUUUAACGUUAAAUUCAUUGAAUCUGGUUAUAUAAACCUCUCCCUGCUACAACCUCUGCAGUAGAGCUGCAUGAAUCCUUGCGUGUCUGUGCUGUUGGUCCUGAUACAUCUGCUGGGACAUCGGAGGGUGCACACUGUAUGCAUCUUCUGUUGUCUUGUACUAACCAUGUUAUUAUUGUUGUUUGUUCUCUGUGUGACCUUCUGCAUCUCUGAGAUCCAGGACCCUGCAGCUCAAUGUCAUCUUACAAUAAAGAAUUAUACAUUUGACUACAAAUAUUCUCAGGAAGGAGAUAUCAUCAUCGGAGGGAUCUUCACUGUACAUUCCUGGGUGAAAAGGUGGAAGCAGAAAGGGAGAACUUUAUAUAACCGGAUGUGUAUAGGUGCUCACCCCAGAGAAUAUACACAUCUGAGGGCUUUUCUCUUUGCUAUAGAAGAAAUUAACAAUAGUUCAGAUAUCCUUCCCAAUGUCACCCUGGGAUAUCACAUAUAUGACUCUUGUGGACAUGAGAAUAAAGUUAUAAAAGAUGUUCUGCAGAUACUGUCUGGACACACAGUGACAGCUCCAAACUAUUCCUGUAUGGAGAAUGAUGCAGUGGUCGGUUUUAUUGGGGAUUUACAUUCUGGUACUUCUCUCCCUAUGGCCCAACUGUUAAGUUUAUACGGAUAUACACAGAUCAGUUAUGGGGCCAGAGAACCUCUUCUUAGCAAUAAAAGACUUUACCCAAACUUUUUUCGAACUGUACCUGAUGAAAAGAUACAAUAUGCAGCCUAUGUGAAGCUAUUGGAGAGAUUCCAGUGGAAUUGGGUUGGGAUCAUCACAUCAGAUGAUGACAGUGGACGGCGAGAGUUACAGGAGUUGGUCAAACUAUUUACAUCUCAUCAGAUUUGUAUAGAAUUUACUUUUCUUGUAUCUGAAAAUAAUUUGGAUCAUGUCCCUCCAGCUUUGAAGGCUUCAUCUACUGAUGUUAUUAUUAUCUGUGGCUCCUAUAGUCUGACUUACAUCAAGUUUUUAUACAAUGUAGCUCCUCUUCUAAAGAACAAGAACAAGACUCUUAUACUUCCAAGUUCAUGGUCACUGGCGACAGACCUUAUUAUUUACAGAGAAAAUGGAAGUCCUGGUAAUUGUAGUUUAGUGUUUUCAAUUCCCAUAAACAAUAUAACUAAAAAAGAGUUUUUGAAUAUUGUUCAGUUAUGCAACCAACCUUCUGAUCCAUUGUUGGAAGAUCUUUGGAUGACUUUAUUCCAUUGCUAUACAGGAAAUAAAUUAAAGGAUUUUCUCAUGCCAUUGGCAGAUCAAAAUCCAUAUUGUCAUUGUUCUGAGGAGAUGAAACUCAAUAAACUGUUUAAUUUUUCUGGAGAUGCAACUCCUUACCAAGUGUAUAUUGCUGUCUAUAUUAUGGCUCAGGCUUUGCACAAACUGAACAUUUUUCUUAAUUACAAUAAAAAAACAAAUGCUUCAAUAAUUUAUGACUAUAAAAGAUGGGUGAGUAUUGUUAAUUCUGGAUAUUUCAUCAUUUUUAUUUAAGUGGAAGGAGAAGAAUACAAAAAUAUAAGACACAAAUGUAAAAUACAUGAAUAAAUGUGACAUUUUGCCUUGUAGAAACACAUACUAUAGUGCUGGGGUCCUGGAUAAAUAGAAAAAAGAAAUAUAUGCUUCCCUACCCCACUGGUCCCACCACAGAUGUAGUGCUCCUUUUUCUGAUCCCCCAUUACUUUUCUUUUCAACCUGCCUCCAAGAUAAGGGCUUGAAGCAAGACCUUCCCACUCAGCCAAUCACUGACUGAGAUAGGACACCACUGAUGCCAGUGAUUAGCUGAGGUACUGGAAGGUGCUGGAAGUACUCAGAAGCCUGUUGAAGAGAAGAGCAGGGGCCAAGUUGUGAGUUUCCAACCAGCUGGCAGAGCUAGCCAGGACGGAGGAUUUAAUUCUUUAGAUGCCGCGAUCAGCAUGAUCACAGCAUCUAAAUGGUUAAGGACAGGAUCAUUAGUGGCAUUAGUGGCCCUGAUGUGGUAAGCUCAGGGUAGCAAGGGUUUACUUGUACUUUGACGUCCGCUACAGGUUAAGGUCAAGUGGAGUUACUGAUAAUGGAGCUAUUUUAGGUGAUAGUGUGGUUUGUGAUCUUUAGUCAUAAAAUAAGA